CACGCACGCCUUCCUCGCGCGUUCCGAGUCGCAGGCCCCAGCCCCGGCCUUUAAAAACCCGUGAGCCCCCGAUACGUCGCUCGCCACGGCAAGAAGCACAGGCACCAUGGCCGGGUACCGGCGCACCAUCUCGUUCCCUACCCCGAAGGCGGCAGCCGCCGCCAACGGCAAGCUCGCGGCGGCCUACCGCGUCCGCUCCGCCAGCCUCCCCUGCCGCUUCCACCCGCUCGUGCUACAGCUCGACGACGACGUCGCCGCGCUGCGCCUCGUGCUCGGCGCGUCCUGCUCGGCGUCCUCCGUCUCCGCGGCCGCCUCGCACAUCGGCCGGGUACUGGCCUCGCUCUCGGACCUGCUCCACCACCCGCAGGCGCAGGAGCCGCUGCGCCGCCUCGGCAUGUCCCCGCUCGCCGAGCGCCUGCUCGACGACUUCCUCCGCCUCGCCGACGCGCACGGCAGCUUCCGCCAGGCGCUCGUCGCGCUCGCGGCGCUCCAGGCCGAGACGCGCGCCGCGCUGCGCCGCGGCGACCCCGGGCGGCUGGCGUCCGCGGCUCGCGCGCAGCGCCGCGCCGGACGCGACCUCCCCCGCCUCGCGGCCGCCGCCCGCGCCGUGGCCACCAAGACUCCCACGCCGCUCCCCGAGGAUCUCCAGCCCGAGACCGCGGCCCUCGGCGCGGCGAUCGCCGACUCGACCGUCGCCGUGGCGUCCGCCUCCGCGGCCGUCUUCUCCGGCGUCUCCUCCCUCUCCAACGCAGCCGCCGCCGCCCGCGUCGAGGUCGCCUCCACGCCGUGCUGGAUCACCGCGCCCUCAAGAUUCUCAUCCGCAUCCGCAUCAGACGCGCCAAGAACCAGCCACCAGCGCGUAUGGUGGGUGGCGGACCUCGUGCGCUGGAUGUCGCGCGCGAAGCGCCGGUCGGCCGGGAAACAGAGCAUCACCAACGACGACGACGCGUCCACUUCCUCUACGGUGCAGCUCCGGCCCGAGGCGCGGAUGAAGCCGGAGGAGCGGGCGCGGAAGGCCGCAUUCGAGCUCCACUACAACCUGGAGCGGUGCAUCGCCAGCGUCGACGGCAGCGGCGAGAAGGUGUUCCGGGCGCUGAUCAACACCAGAGUCUCCCUGCUCAACAUCCUCAGCCCAACCUUCUGAUCCCGCACCGGAACUUUGGGAAACGUUUUGCUUCAGCUUUCGUGGCUUGGACAGGAUUUGUACAUAGUAUAUCGGUAGCAUGUUGUCCCCCGGGCCGGGUCGCAGCCUUUGCGUUCGCCUGCAUCUAUCAACGGAUUUGGAACCUGGCGUUACAAAUCGCGCAAUCUGCAUUUCUUGGCCCGGUUCUUGACAGCAACCCUCUCCCAUGGAACGGAAUGAAUUCGGACGCCGCAUAUUCUUGUUUCUCGCAAAAAUCCACG
Molecule: messenger RNA, 1404 nt
Organism: Triticum dicoccoides
Lineage: Eukaryota; Viridiplantae; Streptophyta; Magnoliopsida; Poales; Poaceae
Exons: 1
Coding region: 107-1144 (345 amino acids)
Biological process (GO): root development; shoot system development
Source: RefSeq, a predicted model, not a curated record